AUGUUAGCUCAUCAGGAUCCAACGAAUGUAAAACAACAUUCAGAUCAUGAUCUUACUGAAUUAUCAUGGCUAACAAAAUCAGACAUAUUCGAUCGUCCAACAUCAUCACGUUCAGCACGUUCAGUACCGACGGUGAGUAAAAAUUUACCAAUCUAUGUUACUGACAAGCAUCGCCAUCGUUCAUCGCCACCAAGUGUUAUUGAUUCAUCUGAUAGCGAACAUGAUAAUGAUUCAUCAUCGCUUAAUUCAUCAAGUGAACGCGUAAUAAUAACAACAACAACAGCAACAGCAACUGAUAUUGUUUCACCACCACAUUCAGCUCUAUGCUUUUGGAUAUUAUUUGCUAUUGAAGAUUGUAAAUCUCGUGCGUUAACAUUAAAUGAAAUAUGUGAUUGGAUUGAACAUCAUAUUGAACAAUCAACUACGCCAACAAUUCAUAAUUCAAAUUCUUCUCCGGAUGAACAAACAAUUCAGAGUGCGCGGUUAAAAAGUAAAAUACGUUAUCAUAUGACAAAACAAUUAUCAUUUUUUGUUAAAAUUAUUAAAAAUCCAAACAAUGGAAUUAAACUACGGUAUCCUUUAUGGACGACAGAUCGUUCAAAACGUUUACUUUUACUCGAUACAUUAUUAACAAUGACUACACGGCAACUAUCAUUGACAACACAAUAUACAAUUGCUCUGUUCGAACGUUUAUGUUUAGAACGACGGCAACAAUUAAUGUCGAAUACAAACGAUGAGAACAGUUGUCCAUUGAAGAAUCUCAAACGUGAUAAAACAAUUCAUCGUCGUGGUUCACCAGAGGAAACAAAUAAUAAAAGAAAAAAACAACGCUCUAAACAUGAUCUAUCAGGAACAUCUACAGCAACGCCCAGUGUUGAAGUGGUUGAUGCCGCCAUGACAUUACUUCUUUUACGACAACCAAAAUGA
Messenger RNA from Rotaria socialis, 927 nucleotides. The record is from the annotation of a GenBank genome assembly. NCBI's taxonomy places the organism in Eukaryota, Metazoa, Rotifera, Eurotatoria, Philodinida, Philodinidae.